Molecule: messenger RNA, 672 nt
Organism: Macrosteles quadrilineatus (aster leafhopper)
Lineage: Eukaryota; Metazoa; Arthropoda; Insecta; Hemiptera; Cicadellidae
Exons: 5
Coding region: 16-672 (218 amino acids)
Source: RefSeq, a predicted model, not a curated record
GGAGCAUAGUCAGCCAUGGAGGAGUCACUGAGGCGCGUGUUGUUGUGCUGUGCUCUUAAUUGCGUCGUGCACGUACUCUCAAUGGAGAACGACCGGUCGCAGUGGACUGAUCAAGAGUUGUUGUGGAGAGUGAAUCUAUACCGAAGAGCUAUUCUACUCCACCAAGAUCAUGUACAGAAAGUUCAGCGAGAAAAUCCUGAUUGUGUCUACAACAGUACAAGAAACUACGAGAAUAUGAACCAAAUCACUCAUCGCUGGAAACUUCGUUCUUCGAACGCAUCCAAGAACUUACAUUCCCUACAUAAAAGUAUGGAGGAAAAUGCUAACAGUGAUUUAGGAAUUCUUGUCCAAGAAAUCAACUAUCUUCGGGACUGCUUGAGUGGGAAGGUCAGUUAUAUAAUUUUAUCGCCUUCCAGAGUUUUGAAAAUACUUUUUCUCCAGGAAAACAAAAACAAUAACACCUCAAAACCACUCCCAAGCGAGGCAGAGUGGGCCCAGCAAGUAGCAGAAGUGAAAACCAACUUGGACGCGACGAAGAAGAUCAAUGAGUUCUACGUUAUGGUGGAAAACGCAAAACUCGCUCACAAAACUAACUGCUCCAACGAGUUUUCCCCGUUGGCCACUGACCUAAUGCAUCCACUAGCCAGGCAGCUAUCUUUGUUCUUCUUCUAG